AUGGCUGCGAGAAAGCUGCAAACCGAAAUUGACCGCACCCUCAAGAAAGUCGGCGAGGGCGUCGAGCUCUUUGAGAGCAUAUACGAGAAAAUGCAGGCGUCGACAAAUCAGACCCAGAAAGAGAAGUCUGAACUGGAUCUUAAAACACAGAUAAAGAAGCUUCAGCGGCUGCGUGACCAAAUCAAGACCUGGGUUGCGAGCAAUGAUAUCAAAGACAAGUCGGCGCUACUGGACAACAGAAAGCUGAUCGAGACGCAAAUGGAGAAAUUCAAGGCUUGCGAGAAGGAGAUGAAGACCAAGGCAUUCUCUAAAGAAGGCCUAAUACAAGCAGCCAAAUUGGACCCGAAAGAACAAGAGAAAGAGGAGGCUAUCUCUUGGGUGAAUCACCAAGUCGAAGAGCUUCAGAUGCAGGUGGAACAGGCAGAGGCAGAGGUGGAAGCUCUUCAAGGGACAGGGAAGAAGCGGAAUAAAGGCGGUCAGAGCAAUCUGGGCCGGCAAGAAGAACUUGAACAUUUGAACGACAGACGGAAAUGGCAUAUCAGCCGUCUAGAAAUUGUUUUGAGAAUGCUCAACAAUGGCACUCUUGCUCUGGAAAAGGUCAAUAGUCUAAAGGAAGACGUCGCGUAUUUCGUGGAAAGCAAUACGGACGAAGGCUUUGACGAAGAUGAGGGCAUAUAUGAUGAGCUGAAUCUGGACGAAGAAGAGGAGAAAUUCGGCAUCAUUGCUGAUGAUGAUGACAGCGAGGAUUCUGACGAUGCCAGCGAAGAUGUACCGCCUCGGCCUACAAAAAAACACGAUGAGGAGAGUGUGACGAGCAGUAAACGAGAUGAUAGUCCGAUACUGAAGAAAGCUUCAGUAUCACUAAACUUGCGGACUAAACCUCCUCCAAAUCUCAAUUUAUCCCAACAACCAAUGGCAACAAUCCUCAAGGCAGGCUUGCAGCAACAAACACCGGCACCUCGACCCGCGGCCCCUGCCGUUUUACCUCCAAUACGCUAUGCUGCUGCUGCUGCCGCCGCCGUAGCGCCUCCUCCCCCACCAUCUGCCUCUUCCUCGUCACUGGCUGCCGCUUCGGUACCAGGCACACCUGCUGCAUCCACUUCACAUCCUCCUCCUCCGUCAUCUACUGCACCCUCAAUACCCAUUGGAUUGACGUCACUACCAGUUUCUCAGGAGCAGCAUAGUGUCGCUGUAUCAUCACCGAGCUUGACUCAACUUUCAGUAACAAGUCCAAUGCUAUCAUCGGCUGCAUCAGCAUCACAGCAACCCGAUGGAUCAUUCUAUUCUGGUCAGGAAUCUCCGGCUCUAUCAGAAGCGGUAUCAUCAAGCAAACUCGUUCCUUCAUCACCGCAACAAAAUAUCACUUCAUCCAAAGAUUCUGUUUCAUCACCUAUACUCUCCACCCAGUCCCCUAGUGUUGCUAACGCGGCGGUUCCGGAAGGCUCACAGCAGCCGCCAGCUCAGGCGCAGUCUAAUGGAUCCCAAUCGCAACAACCCCCUCCGACUUCAGGUCCAUCUCCGUUACCACAACAGCUGCAACAGUUUACUCAGCGACCUAAAUCGCCUCCCCCUGUCUCAGUUCAGGUACACCAGCAGCCGAUGUUCCCUCCUGGCGUCAAGGUUCCCCAGGCCGAGCAACAACCUGUGGGUGGCUCCGUCCCCACAGCUACGCAGCAGAACAUCGGAGCGCAGCGACCUUCAUCUGCAGCUCAAUCCGUACCGCUACAACAACAACGUGCUCCUGCAGCGUUCCCCGGGUCUUUGUCGGAUUUGGUUGUCUCCUUCGAAAACGUUAAGCAGAAAGCGCUUCGUGCCAAUAAUCUUGACCAAGUACACAAGAUGCUGGAAGGGGGAUACGCGAACGCACCACAACCCCAGGACACCGAAAAGCCCAAAUAUUAUGUUCCUCGUAAUCCAUUCCAGACGGCGCCAUAUUAUCCUCAAGCACCUCAUCCUUUGCUCCAAACUCCCGGAAUCUUUACUCAGCUUGAUGUUGAGACCCUCUUCUGGAUUUUCUACUACCUUCCUGGAACAUACCAGCAAUACCUUGCUGCGAAGGAAUUGAAACGCCAAUCCUGGCGUUUCCACGUCAAGUACUUGACGUGGUUCCAACGACAUUCUGAACCCCAGGCAAUUACAGAAGAGUAUGAACAAGGUGUUUAUGUGUAUUUCGACUGGGAGGGAUCAUGGUGCCAACGAAAGAAAAGCGAUUUCCGAUUCGAAUACCGGUACCUUUCCGAGGAUUGA
This is a messenger RNA of Psilocybe cubensis, 2247 nucleotides long. RefSeq lists its product as uncharacterized. The record is from RefSeq and is a predicted model, not a curated record. The transcript has 11 exons. NCBI's taxonomy places the organism in Eukaryota, Fungi, Basidiomycota, Agaricomycetes, Agaricales, Agrocybaceae. The coding region runs from base 1 to 2247 and encodes 748 amino acids. Gene Ontology annotation, biological process: regulation of DNA-templated transcription; nuclear-transcribed mRNA poly(A) tail shortening. Gene Ontology annotation, cellular component: P-body; nucleus; CCR4-NOT core complex.